This is a messenger RNA of Limanda limanda (common dab), 786 nucleotides long. RefSeq names its product C-type lectin domain family 17, member A-like. The record is from RefSeq and is a predicted model, not a curated record. NCBI's taxonomy places the organism in Eukaryota, Metazoa, Chordata, Actinopteri, Pleuronectiformes, Pleuronectidae. Bases 1 to 786 code for a protein of 261 amino acids. The transcript is spliced from 7 exons.
AUGGAGGAAGAACUCAAUUAUGCUACUGUUGUUUUCAAAAAUGGUGGUAGUCCUCAGAAAGCAGCAGCACACUCCCGGCACUUUGUCCUGCUGCUGGUGUGUUUGGGGAUUCUCUGCGUCCUGCUCAUCGCGUGCAUCGGCGUCAUCAUCUACAUCUUCGGGGUCAUGAAGGCCCAGGAAGCUGUCGCAGAAAACGUCAUCCACCUCGAGAAGGAAAAUCACAGACUGAUGAUGGAGAAAGAAAUUUUAGCUAACAAGACCGAGGAAAUUCAUCAGCUGAGAGAUGAUCUCAACAGGACGCUCGGAGUCAUCAUGACGUUCCAAAACUUCCCAGUCAACACAUUCUGCCCAGACAAAAAGUGUCAGCCAUGCCGGGAGAGUUGGAUCCCGUUCCAGGAUCACUGCUACCUGUUUUAUGAGCAACCCGCUCGUUGGAAGACAUGGACACAAGCACGAACAAUUUGUCAAAACAAAGUCGCAGACCUGCUUGUUGUCGACAGUUUACAAGAGCAGGAAUUCAUCAAUAAGCACACCAAGUUCUACCACGACCUUCAUCAUGCAUACUGGAUGGGAUUGCAUAAAAAUGAGGACAAGAAGUGGAUCUGGAUUGAUGGACGCAAUGAGACUUUGGGGUACUGGAUUCAGGAGAGAGUUGGUUACGAUGGUGGAUAUGCGAUGACAUUCCCUGGGUAUGAUGUGACGGCCAGCUGGGGCCCAGCAAGGCAUUAUAUGCGUAACAAAUUCAUCUGUGAGCAUGAAGCCCUCAUCAGGACUCCAGUCAGUUAG